Danio aesculapii is the source of this 720-nucleotide messenger RNA. Its product is annotated as probable helicase with zinc finger domain. The record is from RefSeq and is a predicted model, not a curated record. Gene Ontology annotation, molecular function: DNA binding; DNA-binding transcription factor activity. The transcript has 3 exons. Gene Ontology annotation, biological process: regulation of DNA-templated transcription. Bases 1 to 720 code for a protein of 239 amino acids. Lineage: Eukaryota; Metazoa; Chordata; Actinopteri; Cypriniformes; Danionidae.
AUGCACCAGCAGCCGCUCCGACUCAACAGCUUCGGGGAGGAGAGCUGGACUCGCUGCAUCGUCAGGAAUGGAGGCUCUUCAGCAUCAGCAGCAGGCUCGUUGUGGGCCAGUGGGGGGGAGCACGCACCCUUCCUGCCGGCCGGUGUUGCCCCGUUCCCGCUGCCGCAGCAGCUGGCUCAUCUGGGACAACAUGGACUGCGCAUCCCUCAGCAGAUGCUGAGAGCCGGAUGGGGCCUGGGGCCAGCAGCAGACGAGGAGCCCAGACCUACCAUGCCCAGGUAUCCGGGUCUGCUGCGUGAGAUGCUCCCGCAGGAACAGCAGUAUGAGCAGCGGGACCCUGCAGAAAUGCCUCCUCCUCAGUCUCGUCUCCUUCAGUACCGUCAGCAGAUCCAGCCUCGGAGCCCUGGAGACCUGCCGUCCCCCUCGUCCUCAGCCCCAAACCACAGCUUCCCCGCCCCGACUCAGCCCUCGUACCCCGACACCAGCCGAGAACCACCUGUGGGCUUCAGUCAGGCUCCGUUCCCGCCGGAUCACAGCGCGGGGCAACUUCCAGUAAAAUACCUGCUCCAGGAGGCCCACUGGCCCCAUCCCGGACACAUGCUGGGGCAUGGGUUGCCCUUCGGCAUGCAGGCGAUGGCACAGCGGCAGGAUCCAGGCCGCUGCAGCACCAGCAGCAGAAACAGCAGCUCCAGGCCCCGCAGAGCUCCCUGCACAGCCUAG